This is a messenger RNA of Arthroderma uncinatum, 1581 nucleotides long. RefSeq lists its product as uncharacterized. Gene Ontology annotation, cellular component: membrane. Gene Ontology annotation, biological process: transmembrane transport. The record is from RefSeq and is a predicted model, not a curated record. Lineage: Eukaryota; Fungi; Ascomycota; Eurotiomycetes; Onygenales; Arthrodermataceae. Gene Ontology annotation, molecular function: transmembrane transporter activity. Bases 1 to 1581 code for a protein of 526 amino acids. The transcript has 4 exons.
AUGGCGGGCUCUCUCUCCCAUCACAACUGCCAUGAUCCUGCCGAUAUGACCCUUCGUUCCCAAGAAGACAAGGCCGAGUUUGACGUUGCGUGUACCAGCGCAGAUGCCGAAGGGAAUGACUGUGAUGCGUUCAACUCGUCUUCUGCGGAUGCCGCGAACAUGCAGCGGAUGGGAAAAGAGCAACAGCUCGUUCGGCAAUUCCGGUUCUUGUCGAUGGCUUCGUUUGUUGCUGUCGCCACGGCAUCAUGGGAAUUCACUGUGUUCAAUCUGACUACAGCCUUGACCAAUGGUGGUAGGCCCAUGUUGAUAUAUCCAAUGCUCUGGAACAUUGCCGGCUUCUGUCCCAUAUAUCUCAGCAUGGCGGAGAUGGCGAGUAUGGCGCCCAUAGCCGGAGCCCAGUACCAUUGGGUCAGCGAAUUCGCUCCGGAAAGCCUCCAGAGAACCCUCAGCUAUAUCACCGGAUGGACUUCUACGAUUGCAUGGCAAGCAGGAAAUGCGUCUGGCGUCUUCCUUGUUGCGACAAUCAUCCAGGUUCUGAUUUCCCUCCACAACGUCGAGUACACUUUUCCUCAAUGGCACACCACCCUUCUUGCUAUGAUGGCUGUUCUGGUUGCCUUUAUCGGAAACACUUUUGGCGCAAAAAUCCUACAUAUGUGGCAAACUCUGGUUUUCGGUUUACAUAUCCUGGUCUACCUUGGGUUUAUUAUUCCAAUCUGGGUGAACGCGCCGCGAGCGUCGUCUUCUCAGGUUUGGACCGAGUUUAUAUUCAAGGGAGGUUGGCCCAACGCGGGCCUGGCAGUGCUCGUUGGACAGCAAACUGCCACCUUCACCCAAAUCGGUGCUGAUACGCUUUUCUCCAGGCUGCUCACAUGGCCGAGGAAGUCAGACAUGCAUCAAGGGCCGUUCCAAAGGCAAUGGUCGCUAUCUGACUGCGUUGAAGAAGCGCUCGCGGAUCCCACUCUGUAUCCUAUCAUCCACGUUCUCCGGCAGUCCAUGUCUAAGGAAUGGAUGACAGUGAUGCUCACCCUUAUCCUCUUCCUUGUGGUCUGUUCCAACAUGACGUACCUUGCAGCCGUUACUCGAGAUAGCUGGGCGUUCGCCCGUGACCAGGGCCUCCCUUUCUCGAACUGGAUAGCAAAAGUCAACGAGAAACGUCGCAUCCCACUAAACGCGAUUACUGUUACCAGCGUCAUCAGCGCCUGUCUAAGCCUGAUUUAUAUCGGCAGCCCCAUUGCCUUCUAUGCAAUGACAUCUCUGAUAACUGUGGCACUGCUUCAAUGCUAUUGCCUCAGUAUUGGCUGUAUGCUGUGGCGCCGUAUUGCGCACCCUGAGACCCUACCGCCUGCUGCAUUCCCUCUAGGCAAGCUUGGUAUACCUAUCAAUGUAGCAGCCGUCUGCUACGCGUUUUGGGCGUUCUUCUGGGCCUUCUGGCCAAUAGGUUAUUCGAUAACACCGACUACAUUUAAUUGGGCUGCGGUAAUCUUCACUGCAACUUUGAUUAUUUCGGGGGCUCAUUUUAUAUUUGUGGCGCGCAAUAAGUACUUUGGCCCUGUUACCCAUAUCGAAGGCCGGAAUCUAUGA